Molecule: messenger RNA, 1104 nt
Organism: Cynara cardunculus var. scolymus (artichoke)
Lineage: Eukaryota; Viridiplantae; Streptophyta; Magnoliopsida; Asterales; Asteraceae
Product: homeobox-leucine zipper protein ATHB-13-like
Exons: 3
Coding region: 51-899 (282 amino acids)
Biological process (GO): positive regulation of DNA-templated transcription
Cellular component (GO): nucleus
Molecular function (GO): sequence-specific DNA binding; DNA-binding transcription factor activity, RNA polymerase II-specific
Source: RefSeq, a predicted model, not a curated record
GCCUAACUUUACACAUUAAAAAAAAGGCUUUUCUUUUUUCCACUACUGACAUGUCCUUCCUCCCACCUGAACCCAUGUUUUUUGGCUAUGAAGAUGACCACCACCCUCCUCAUGAUUUCCAAGGUGUUCAGACACUUUUGAUGAGAAGAUCUAUGUCGUAUUCCGGGAUGGAAAGGUGCGAAGAAACGCGUGCGGGUGGUGGUGGUGGUGGUGCGGAUGAUGAUAUGUCGGAAGAUGAUGGAUCACAGCUCGGGGAGAAGAAAAGAAGGCUGAAUUUGGAGCAAGUUAAGGCUCUUGAGAAGAGCUUUGAGUUGGGAAACAAGCUCGAACCCGAGAGGAAGACUCAACUGGCGCGAGCCCUUGGGUUGCAACCGCGGCAAGUAGCCAUAUGGUUCCAGAACCGAAGGGCUCGAUGGAAGACCAAACAAUUGGAGAAAGAUUAUGAUGUCUUGAAGAGACAAUUCGAGUCGGUUAAAGCAGAUAAUGAUGCUCUCAAGAACCUAAACAAGAAACUUCAUGCAGAGUUAUUAGCUGUAAAAGGUGGAGAAUCAAAUGGGAUUAGACCCAUCAAUCUAAACAAGGAAACAGAAGGAUCAUGGAGUAAUGGAAGCGAAAACAGCUGCGAUCUGAACACAGUGACUGGCACCAUGACACCAUCAGAAGAAAGCCCAAUAUUUUAUACCCAGAUUUCAAACAACAUCUAUCCCAAUAUGACGUCAUCCAUCGGGCCGAAUUCCGGUCUAACUCAACUCCUUCAAAACCCUUCGACCACCGAUCUCCUGAACCAACGGCUAAACCAAACGGUUGGUAACGAAAGCUUCUGCAACAUGUUCAACGCUAUCGAAGAUCAACCGGCUUUUUGGCCAUGGCCUGAGCAGCAUCCUCAACAUCUUCAUUGAAGUCAUUUUUGUUGGAUUUUUUUCCCACAAAAAUCCCAUUUUAAAUUUGAUACAAGCACCCAUUUUGCAAUUUAAUUGGUGUAUAGAAUUGGUUUACAUGCAUUUUAUUUGUAUUAAUUAAGAGGAAAAAAUCAAAAUCAAAAUCGGAUUACGAAUCAAUUUCUUGUGAUUAUAGUUUGAGUUGCUUGUAACAUAGCAUGAUAUG